Messenger RNA from Cetraspora pellucida, 831 nucleotides. The record is from the annotation of a GenBank genome assembly. NCBI's taxonomy places the organism in Eukaryota, Fungi, Glomeromycota, Glomeromycetes, Diversisporales, Gigasporaceae.
AUGAGUCCUAUAAUGUUACACAUCAUUAAUAUGCUCAAAUCUGCAUCAGCAUCAUCAGAAGAAAUAAAUAGUGAAAGCAUCAAGGAUAUUUUUGCAGAACUUGAAAUUUGUGAAGAUGAAGAUGAUAUGCAUAAAAAGAUAGAUCUAUAUAAGCCUAUACAAACAUCUGGAGUUUUGGAGAAGGUCAAGGGAACACUAUACCAAGCGAUAACUGCACCUCUUAAAUAUAAGCAUUCUAUUUUAUCAAUUGAUACACAAAAUUUUUCCCAAGAAUUGAAAGAUAAAUCUAAAUCUGAAGAAUCUGAAUUCGAAAAUUUUAAUAUAAUGUAUAAUGCCAAAGUUCAAGAUAAUGUUAAUAAGAAGAAAGGAAAGAUUAGUGAUAAAAGCAGAAUAGAGAUUAAAAAUGCUUAUAUGAAGAUGAAGAAGGAUGCAAUGUGGAAAUUGUUAAGUGGGAAAUUUGUGAAAGAAGAGUUAUAUAAUCUUGGAAAAAAACUAGAAUUCGAACACUCUGUUCAUUUCUUUAUAAUCAAUACAGAGAAUGAAAUAAUCAAACAACAUUUCAGAGAAUAUGAGUUAAAAGAGAUAGAUAAUAAGCAUGUUCCAAAGCCUCCAGAUCUUUCACAGGAUGAUAAGGAAUUACGUUCUAAGCUUCAAACUAUAAGAAUAAUGCAUUCAGAAUUAAUGAUGAUGGUUGUGUAUAUGAACAAUCUACAUGGAUAUGUGUGUAGAAUCUGGCAUAAGGAUAUAAUAGAGGUUCUGGAUAAUGAGGAAAAUUUUUCAGCAUUAUUGGUUAUUUUUGUUGCAAUAUUGAAUGCUAAGAUAAUUGUGUGA